Molecule: messenger RNA, 966 nt
Organism: Malassezia sympodialis ATCC 42132
Lineage: Eukaryota; Fungi; Basidiomycota; Malasseziomycetes; Malasseziales; Malasseziaceae
Product: lipase family protein
Biological process (GO): lipid metabolic process
Source: RefSeq, a predicted model, not a curated record
AUGCGGUUCUUCACAAGUCUUUUUGCUUUCAUCGCUGCUGCCACUAUCGUGGCAGCAGCACCUCACAAGAAUCAUACUAUGAUCUUGGCUGAGAAGGCUAAGAAUGACAAGUUCGUUGACGCCCCUACCUCCCAUGCUGCCCCUCAAAACCUUCCUAUUAAGGUUGACGAUCUUCAGAUGGCUGCUGCUUUCGCGCAACAGCCCUACUGCUGGGAUCAGAAGAUUGGCACAAAGGUCGGCGACGGUGAGAUUGUUUGGACUACCGGUGACGGCUGGAUCAAUCAGCGUGGCACGAUCAUUCUUUCUAAGAGCUUCGGGCUUGUCCUUGCCAUUCAGGGCACAUCAGCCACAGAUACCAAGGGAUGGAUAGAGGACUUCAGCUUUUUGUUGAACGAACCUGACGAACGGAUCCGCAGCAAGCUUGAGUCGGGCUCCCUUGUGGAGACAGGUUUCCAGAAUGCCUACCUCGGCCUUAUGGACGCUCUCAUUGGUGGAAUCAAAGAGAUGACUAAGAAGUACCAUAAGAACAAAAUUACAAUCGUUGGCCACUCACUUGGAGCGGCUAUCUCUCAGAUUGCAGCCGUGCAUGUCAAGACUAUCUGGGAUGACAUGCUUGACCGUGCGAUUCUCUUCGGUCUCCCCCGGGUUGGCAACGUUCAUUGGGCUAACUCGGUUGACAAACUAAUGAAGGGCCAACUGUAUUAUGUUUUCAAUGGUGAAGACAUUGUUGGCCGUGUUCCGCCGCGUGCGUUCGGCUACCAGCACCCAUCGGGUCAGAUUUGGAUUAACCCUGCUAGCUCGAGCCACUGGAAAUUCUACCCGGGUCAGGAAAACAUCAACGGUCAGCUUUCUCAGCUUCCUACCUUGGACGUCAUCACUACUCACCUUGGUUCAUACUUCGGUACCCUUAUUGGCUGGGGUACGGCCAUUUGCCCCGCCCAGGUCAACAACGCUCCUGUCAACUAG